AUGUCGGAAUGCAUUAUACCAACUCAUUCCGGAUGUCGAGUUCCAUUUAUUUGCAACCGGUUUCUUGAGAGUUAUACUAUAUGGUGCUUUCAUGGGGAAGCUAGUGUGUCAAGAAAUGAACAAAUGGAUGAUCGCGAAGAUAUGUUUGACGAGUAUGAAAUGUUUAUUGAUGCUAUUGGUGGGGGGGCAUUUGGAGCGGAAAAUAGUAGCCACGAGGACCCGAAUGAGCAAGCAUCAACCUUUUUAGAUAACGUGAAUAAAGUUGGUGAGCCAAUAUACCCAGGCAAUCUCAAAUAUUCUCAAUUGAAGUUUGUUACGAAAUUCCUCCAUUGGAAGAAUCACAACAAAUGUAGUGAUAAAGCUUUUGAUGAGUUGCUCCUUUUGCUUGGAGAUGUGUUCCCGGAUAAACAUAAGCUUCCUCUCAACUAUUAUGCUGUUAAGAAGAUGGUUAAACGGUUGAGUUUGGGAUAUGAAAAAAUACAUGCAUGCGAGAAUGAUUGUAUGUUGUUCUAUGGCGGUGAUAAAGAUCUAAGAAAUUGCAAGUAUUGUAAAUUGAGUCGAUAUAAAGCUACAACAAAUGCUGGGAAUAAUACUGUUCCAAGAAAGGUUUUGAGACAUUUCAAAAUCACUGACCGUUUGCAGCGUUUGUACAUGUCUACCCGCACGGCUGCACAUAUGAAGUAUCACAAGAACAGAAUUGUGACUGAAGGGGUUCUCACUCAUCCUGCAGAUGGAGAAGAAUGGAAAGAGUUCGAUAAGAAUUAUCCUUAUUUUUCAGCGGAGAUUCGUAAUGUCAGACUUGGCCUUGCAACCGAUGGAUUUCCCCCGUACAGCAAUGCUACCUCUACUGUUUACUCAGUAUGGCCUGUUGUGCUACUUGUGUACAACCUUCCACACACUAUGGUUACAAAGGAUCCAUAUAUGUUCAUGACACUGCUGGUACCCGGGCCGAAUGAUCCAGGAAAGAAUUUGAAUGUUUAUCUCAGGCCUCUAAUUGAUGAGUUGAUCACUUUAUGGAAUGUUGGUGUGGAGACAUUUGAUGCUUCUGCGAAGACUAAUUUUAUGAUGCGAGCAGCCCUAUUAUGGACUAUAAGUGACUUUCCUGGGUUGGGAAUGGUUAGUGGAUGGUCAACUCACGGGAAAAUGGCUUGUCAUGUGUGUAUGGGUGGGGUUAAAGCUAAACAACUGCCACACAGUAGGAAGUCAAGUUUUUAUGGGUUGCAUAAGGGGUUUUUAGAUAAACGACGAAAAAAUCGGAUGAAAGGUUGUGUUAUUCGCAACAAACUUGAUAGUUUAACUUUUCCACAACCUGGAAAACCACAUUCCAAGGAAAGGGCAAUUGGCUUUGGAGAUUGA
Messenger RNA from Daucus carota subsp. sativus, 1356 nucleotides. RefSeq lists its product as uncharacterized. The record is from RefSeq and is a predicted model, not a curated record. The transcript has a single exon. Bases 1 to 1356 code for a protein of 451 amino acids. Lineage: Eukaryota; Viridiplantae; Streptophyta; Magnoliopsida; Apiales; Apiaceae.